This is a messenger RNA of Nymphaea colorata (pocket water lily), 1916 nucleotides long. Its product is annotated as elongation factor Tu, chloroplastic. Lineage: Eukaryota; Viridiplantae; Streptophyta; Magnoliopsida; Nymphaeales; Nymphaeaceae. The transcript is spliced from 2 exons. Gene Ontology annotation, cellular component: mitochondrion. Gene Ontology annotation, biological process: mitochondrial translational elongation. The record is from RefSeq and is a predicted model, not a curated record. Bases 165 to 1610 code for a protein of 481 amino acids. Gene Ontology annotation, molecular function: GTP binding; GTPase activity; translation elongation factor activity.
UAUAGGCUGUGGGCACUCGAUUGAGGAUAAACCCCUUUACACCACUCUCCCUUCUCUCUCUGUGUCUCCCUUCCUCCCUGCUCUCUCUCUCCCACUCUUCCCUGAGACACCACCACCAUCGCCGCCGCCGUCUUGGGCAUUAUCAGUGAGAAGAGUCUGCCUCAAUGGCUAUCUCAGCAACGUCGGCUUUAGCCACCAUCCCCACCUCUUCCUCCUCUUCCACCAAGCCCUCCUCCCCACCUUCCCUGAACACCCUUCUCCUUAAGCCGAAAUCCUUCCUCUCCUCCUCAUCCUCCUCUUUCUCUAACCCCAUCUCCCUCAAGGCCUUCUCUUCUCCGGCCGUCAACCGCCGGAGCAGGCGGUCUGCCCUCGUCGUCCGCGCUGCCCGCGGCAAGUUCGAGCGGAAGAAGCCUCACGUCAACAUCGGCACCAUCGGCCAUGUCGACCACGGUAAGACCACCCUCACCGCCGCCCUCACCAUGGCGCUGGCGUCUCUGGGAGGCAGCGCCCCCAAGAAAUAUGACGAAAUCGACGCAGCGCCGGAGGAGCGGGCUCGUGGUAUCACCAUUAACACCGCUACCGUCGAAUACGAGACGGAGACUCGCCAUUACGCCCACGUGGAUUGUCCCGGCCACGCUGAUUAUGUGAAGAACAUGAUUACCGGAGCGGCGCAAAUGGAUGGCGCCAUCCUCGUCGUCUCCGGCGCUGACGGCCCCAUGCCGCAGACGAAGGAGCACAUCCUCCUGGCCAAGCAGGUCGGCGUCCCCAACAUGGUCGUCUUCCUCAAUAAGCAGGACCAGGUCGACGACGAGGAGCUACUACAGUUGGUGGAGCUCGAGGUCAGGGAGCUUCUCUCCUCCUACGAGUUCCCUGGAGAUGACGUCCCCAUUGUCUCUGGCUCCGCGCUGCUUGCUCUCGAGGCAUUAAUGGAAAACCCAAAAAUCAAAAGAGGGGAGAACAAUUGGGUGGACAAGAUUUACGAGCUGAUGGACGCCGUCGACAGUUACAUUCCAAUUCCGCAGAGGCAGACCGACCUUCCGUUCCUUCUUGCGAUCGAAGACGUGUUUUCGAUCACCGGACGUGGAACGGUGGCCACCGGAAGGGUGGAGAGAGGGACGAUUAAGGUAGGAGACACAGUUGAUUUAGUGGGAUUGAGGGAGACGAGGUCGACUACUGUUACUGGAGUGGAAAUGUUCCAGAAGAUCCUCGAUGAGGCUCUUGCUGGUGAUAACGUGGGAUUGCUUCUCAGAGGUAUUCAGAAGGCUGAUAUCCAGAGAGGCAUGGUUUUGGCAAAGCCGGGAACCAUUACGCCACAUACCAAGUUCGUGGCCAUCGUGUACGUCUUGAAGAAGGAGGAAGGAGGGAGGCACUCGCCUUUCUUCGCCGGCUACCGGCCGCAGUUCUACAUGAGAACUACCGAUGUCACCGGGAAGGUGGUCUCAAUCAUGAACGAUAAGGACGAGGAAUCAAAGAUGGUAAUGCCCGGAGAUCGGGUGAAGAUGGUGGUCGAGUUGAUUAUGCCGGUUGCUUGUGAGCAGGGAAUGAGGUUUGCUAUCAGGGAAGGAGGGAAGACCGUUGGUGCUGGAGUUAUACAGUCAAUCGUCGAGUGAUGAGUGUGCAAGCGAGAUUUUUAUUUGGCAUGCUGGAAAACUUCGUAUCCAAGCACCCCUGACACGUGUUGGAUCUCUUUUCUAGGCCCUACAUCUGUGUUUUGCUGUUCUGUCGACCAGUGAUUCAGCUUGAGGUGGAGAAAUCAGCAGGGUAGCUUCAACUUCUCUAUGUCAGUGCAACCUAGAAGAGAAUAAGUUGUUCAUCUAAUAUGGAUCUGAAUGGUGCCAUGUUCUUUGUAAUCUUUCAUGAAUAGUAUAGUCAUGUUACACUUUGUUAUUCUAAGGUUUACAUGCGGUCACGGUAGA